CCUCCACCGCCGCCGCCGCCGCCGCUGCGGUCGUUAGCGCGGCGCAGGGCAGGCGGAGGCUGGGGACUGGACGCGCUCCUGCCUUCCCCGCCGGCGCUCGGGCUUCCCCUCGGCGGCUUCCCGCGGGAAGCUCUCCAGCGGUCCACCUGAAGGGCACCGGCACCAUGGUCUAGCGCGGCACUUGCCUGGAUUCCCCCUUCUCCUGCUCCUCCUGCCUGCUAGCCCUUCCCUCGUCCUCUCCUCCACGGACCCCCGCGCCCACUCCACUGCGGACCCGAACGCUUUAAGGAAUAACCGUUGGCAGCUGCAGGCGAGCAGGCUCCAGCACCUCAUGGGCAGUCCCCACCGCCGGCGAUGAUGGAGAACCUAAUAAGGGGACGGAAUCCCCCACAAUAUCAGAGAAGCCCUUGUAAAGAAGUCCGCGCAGCCCUUCGGAAGAGGCCCGAGGAGGAGUUGCAGUGCCUGGAGAUGACCACCAAACGGAAGAUCAUCGGCCGUCUGGUGCCGUGCCGAUGUUUCCGAGGUGAAGAAGAAAUCAUCUCGGUUUUAGAUUACUCCCACUGCAGUCUGCAGCAGGUGCCGAAGGAGGUCUUUAACUUUGAACGGACAUUAGAGGAGCUUUAUCUAGAUGCCAAUCAAAUUGAAGAGCUACCUAAGCAACUGUUCAACUGUCAAGCUCUACGAAAACUCAGUAUUCCUGAUAAUGACCUUUCCAACCUGCCGACCACGAUUGCUAGUUUAGUUAAUCUUAAAGAACUCGACAUCAGUAAAAAUGGUGUGCAAGAAUUUCCCGAAAACAUUAAGUGCUGUAAGUGUUUAACAAUUAUUGAAGCCAGUGUCAACCCCAUUUCUAAACUCCCCGAUGGCUUCACGCAACUUCUAAACCUGACCCAGCUCUACCUGAAUGACGCCUUUCUUGAAUUUCUUCCAGCCAAUUUUGGAAGACUUGUCAAAUUGCGAAUCUUGGAGUUAAGAGAAAAUCACUUGAAAACUCUACCAAAGUCAAUGCACAAACUGGGCCAGUUGGAAAGACUCGACCUCGGCAAUAAUGAAUUCAGUGAGCUGUCUAUAGGAAAGUUAAAGAUGCUGGUUUACCUGGAUAUGUCAAAAAACAGGAUAGAAACGGUCGACAUGGACAUUUCUGGAUGUGAAGCCCUCGAGGACCUCUUACUAUCGUCCAAUAUGUUGCAACAGCUGCCUGACUCUAUAGGACUGCUGAAAAAACUAACUACUCUAAAAGUGGACGACAACCAGCUCACCAUGCUGCCCAAUACAAUCGGAAAUUUAUCUUUAUUAGAAGAGUUCGACUGCAGCUGUAAUGAACUGGAAUCGCUGCCGUCCACCAUUGGCUAUCUCCAUAGUCUGCGCACGCUGGCCGUCGACGAGAAUUUCCUUCCAGAAUUACCCAGAGAAAUUGGAAGUUGUAAGAAUGUAACAGUUAUGUCUCUACGAUCCAAUAAACUGGAAUUUCUUCCUGAAGAGAUUGGACAGAUGCAGAAACUCAGAGUCUUAAAUCUGAGCGACAACAGAUUGAAGAACUUACCGUUCUCUUUCACCAAACUUAAGGAGCUUGCAGCUCUAUGGCUCUCUGACAAUCAGUCCAAAGCCCUUAUCCCUUUACAAACCGAAGCCCAUCCAGAAACAAAGCAAAGAGUAUUGACCAACUACAUGUUUCCCCAGCAACCUCGUGGUGAUGAAGAUUUCCAGUCGGACAGCGACAGCUUCAACCCUACCCUGUGGGAGGAGCAGAGACAGCAGCGCAUGACUGUGGCCUUUGAAUUUGAAGACAAAAAGGAAGAUGAUGAGAAUGCCGGGAAAGUUAAGGAUCUCACCUGCCAAGCCCCCUGGGACAGGGGCCAGCGUGGGAUUACUCUCCAACCUGCCAGACUGUCUGGCGACUGCUGCACACCAUGGGCCAGGUGUGAUCAGCAGAUCCAAGAUAUGCCCGUCCCCCAGAAUGACCCCCAGCUGGCAUGGGGUUGUAUCAGUGGCCUCCAGCAGGACAGGACCCUGUGCACUCCAUUGCCAGUGGCAGCACAGUCCACCACUCUUCCCUCUCUAAGUGGCAGACAGGUUGAAAUAAACCUAAAACGAUAUCCAACUCCUUACCCAGAGGAUUUAAAGAAUAUGGUAAAAUCUGUUCAAAAUCUGGUGGGUAAGCCAAGCCAUGGAGUACGUGUUGAGAAUUCAAAUCCAAGUGGUAACACGGAGCAAACUGUGAAGGAAAAAUAUGAACACAAGUGGCCGGUGGCCCCAAAGGAGAUUACAGUGGAGGAUUCUUUUGUUCAUCCAGCUAAUGAAAUGAGGAUUGGGGAACUUCACCCUUCAUUAGCUGAGACCCCUCUGUAUCCACCCAAACUUGUUCUGCUAGGGAAGGACAAAAAAGAAUCAACUGAUGAGUCUGAAGUUGACAAAACUCACUGUCUGAAUAACAGUGUUUCCUCAGGCACUUACUCAGACUACUCGCCCUCCCAGGCUUCCUCAGGCUCCUCUAACGCCCGGGUUAAAGUGGGGUCCUUGCAGCCGACAGCCACAGACGCAGUACAUAAUUCUCUGUGGGGUAACAGGAUCGCACCGCCGUUCCCACAACCUCUGGACGCAAAGCCAUUACUCACUCAGCGGGAGGCUGUUCCCCCAGCGAACCUCCCCAACCUCCCGCAGCGCCCUGACCGGCUGCCCAUGGGCGACGCCUUCACCGACAACUGGCCUGACGGUUCACAUUAUGACAACACUGGGUUUGUCGCCGAGGAAACUGCAGCAGAGAACGCCAACAGCAACGCUCUCCUAGGCUCCAAGUCGAGAAACGCCGCCCCGCACGGACGCAGGCCCUUGAUCCGGCAGGACAGGAUCGUGGGGGUCCCCCUGGAACUGGAGCAGUCGACGCACAGACACACGCCCGAAUCAGAAGUGCCUCCUCCCAAUCCUUGGCAGAAUUGGACCAGAACCCCUAGUCCUUUUGAAGACAGGACUGCUUUUCCUUCCAAAUUAGAGACGACUCCCACGACCAGCCCCUUGCCCGACAGGAAAGACCACUUGAAGGAGUCCGCGGAGAUUCCGGGCCCUUUCUCCCCGGGGGUGCCGUGGGAGUACCACGACGCCAACGCCAACCGGAGUCUGAGCAAUGUCUUUUCUCAAAUCCACUGCCGCCCGGAAUCUUCCAAAGGUGUCAUUCCAAUUAGCAAAAGCACAGAGCGGCUUUCCCCACUAAUGAAAGAUAUAAAGUCCAAUAAAUUCAAAAAGUCGCAAAGUAUAGACGAGAUCGACGUGGGCACGUACAAGGUGUAUAACAUCCCGUUAGAAAACUACGCCGCCGGGGGCGAGCACUUGGGCAGCCACGAGCGCGCGGACAGGAUGCUGGGCCCGGAGCACGGCAUGGCCAGCAUGGCGCGGAGCCAGUCGGUGCCCAUGCUGGACGACGAGAUGCUCACGUACGCCAGCGGCAAGGGGCCGCAGCCGCAGAAGGCCUCGGUGACCAAGAGGGUCUACCAGUUCGACCAGAGCUUCAACCCGCAGGGCCUGCUGGACAUGAAAUCCGACAAGCGGAUGGCGCCCGGCUUCGCGCACGGCCCCGGCCCCGAGUACGCGCAGCCCGGCAAGGGCGCGGCGCAGGACCUGGUCAGCCCGCGCGCCUACCGCGGCUACGCGCCCAUGGAGCCGGCCUUCUCCUUCUCGCAGCCGUCGGCGGCCGAGGACGCCGUGCUGGGCGCGCAGCUGGCCGGCCAGGCGCGCGGCUUCCUGCGCAGGGCCGACUCGCUGGUGAGCGCGGCCGAGAUGGCCGCCUUCCGCAGGGCCGGCGAGCCCGAGCUGCUGCCCGACAGGUACGGCCGGCCGGCCUACCGCGCGGCCGUGCCGGUGCCCGAGCAGUUCCUCAAGAGGAACGGCAGGUACGAGGACGAGCACCCCUCCUACCAGGAGGCCAAGGCGCAGGCCGGCAGCUUCCCCGCCAAGAGCCUGACCCAGCGGCGGCCGCUGUCGGCGCGCAGCUACAGCACCGAGAGUUACGGGGCCUCGCAGACCAGGCCGGUCUCGGCGCGGCCCACCAUGGCGGCCCUGCUGGAAAAGAUCCCGUCGGACUAUAACUUGGGUAACUAUGGUGACAAGGCCGCAGAUAACAGUGAGAUAAAGACCAGGCCGGCUCCGGUGAAGGGGGAGGACAGCUGCGGGAAAAUGCCUGCAGACUGGAGACAGCAGCUGCUCAGACACAUAGAAGCUAGAAGGUUAGACAGGAAUGCUGCUUACAAACACAACACAGUUAACCUUGGCAUGCUGCCCUAUGGAGGUAUCUCAGCAAUGCAUGCAGGCAGGAGCAUGACUUUAAACUUGCAGACUAAGUCUAAAUUUGACCAUCAAGAACUACCUCUCCAGAAAACCCCGUCCCAGCAAAGCAACAUUUUAGACAAUGGACAAGAAGAUAUGUCUCCUAGUGGCCAAUGGAAUCCUUAUCCACUCGGGAGGCGUGAUGUUCCUCCGGACACCAUUACUAAAAAGGCAGGCAGUCACAUCCAGACUCUGAUGGGGUCCCAGAGCCUUCAGCAUCGCAGCCGGGAGCAGCAGCCGUACGAGGGGAACAUAAACAAGGUGACCAUCCAGCAGUUUCAGUCGCCAUUGCCUAUUCAGAUCCCCUCCUCACAGGCCACGCGGGGACCUCAGCCUGGACGGUGCUUAAUUCAGACGAAAGGGCAAAGGAGUAUGGACGGCUACCCAGAGCAGUUUUGUGUGAGGAUAGAAAAGAACCCCGGCCUCGGAUUCAGCAUCAGUGGUGGAAUCAGCGGACAAGGAAACCCCUUCAAACCUUCGGACAAGGGUAUCUUUGUUACUAGGGUUCAGCCUGAUGGGCCAGCAUCAAACCUUCUGCAGCCUGGUGAUAAGAUCCUUCAGGCAAAUGGACACAGUUUUGUACAUAUGGAACAUGAAAAAGCUGUAUUACUACUGAAGAGUUUCCAGAAUACAGUAGACCUAGUUAUUCAACGUGAGCUUACUGUCUAA
This is a messenger RNA of Otolemur garnettii (small-eared galago), 4986 nucleotides long. It is a transcript of the gene LRRC7, whose product is annotated as leucine rich repeat containing 7. The transcript is spliced from 26 exons. The record is from RefSeq and is a predicted model, not a curated record. Lineage: Eukaryota; Metazoa; Chordata; Mammalia; Primates; Galagidae. Gene Ontology annotation, biological process: neurotransmitter receptor transport, endosome to postsynaptic membrane; neurotransmitter receptor transport postsynaptic membrane to endosome. Gene Ontology annotation, molecular function: protein binding. Bases 355 to 4986 code for a protein of 1543 amino acids. Gene Ontology annotation, cellular component: postsynaptic density; adherens junction; postsynaptic membrane.